AUUAGGGGAAACCAGAGAUUUGAUUACAAGGGAAAGCCUGAGAAGAAGAAAGAAAGAUGGUGAAAGUGGCGACGUACUUCGCGAUGACGCUUGGAGCCUUCGUGUUCUGGCAGUCCAUGGACAAACUCCAUGUCUGGAUCGCUCUUCGUCAAGACGAAAAGAAAGAGAGGUUGGAGAAGGAAGCGGAGAUCAGAAGGGUUAGAGAAGAAUUAUUGCAGCAGCAGGCCAGUCAGAAGGAUUCUCUUUCUUGAAUUCGAAUUAUGUUGUAAUUUUGCUUUGUAAUUUCCCCUUGCUUCUGUUUUUCCAAUGCAAUGUCUUGUGCUCAAAUAAAAUCUGCUACUCCCGAGCACUUCAAAUUUAAUUGCGUGGAUUUCUAUUGUGUUCCUCUACACAUGCACUUGUUUCAUUAACUGCUAUGUGUCAGUAAUUGUUGGAACACUUCUAUCGGGUUAUGAACCAGAUUUUAAGCGUUUAGAUGGAUUGUUUCAGUCAUACUUGAACCUUUUAUUCUUCUUUGAAAGUGUGAGAUUUGGUGAAUAA
Molecule: messenger RNA, 540 nt
Organism: Glycine soja
Lineage: Eukaryota; Viridiplantae; Streptophyta; Magnoliopsida; Fabales; Fabaceae
Exons: 2
Coding region: 57-251 (64 amino acids)
Source: RefSeq, a predicted model, not a curated record